Hyaena hyaena (striped hyena) is the source of this 983-nucleotide messenger RNA. RefSeq names its product U2 small nuclear RNA auxiliary factor 1 like 4 (gene U2AF1L4). NCBI's taxonomy places the organism in Eukaryota, Metazoa, Chordata, Mammalia, Carnivora, Hyaenidae. The record is from RefSeq and is a predicted model, not a curated record. Gene Ontology annotation, cellular component: U2AF complex; spliceosomal complex. Gene Ontology annotation, biological process: mRNA splicing, via spliceosome. The coding region runs from base 132 to 794 and encodes 220 amino acids. The transcript is spliced from 8 exons. Gene Ontology annotation, molecular function: metal ion binding; pre-mRNA 3'-splice site binding.
AACACGCAAGCGCAGCCGACCGUUUCUGAGUGCGUGCUGUGUCCGGAGGCAGCUACAAACUACACUUCCCAAUACUCUUAAGUAACGGAAAUGACGUAAAGAGCAGACAGGGUUGGAGGGUUCGAGUAAAAAUGGCUGAAUAUUUAGCUUCGAUAUUCGGGACUGAGAAGGACAAGGUUAACUGCUCUUUUUACUUUAAGAUCGGGGCCUGCCGGCACGGGGACCGGUGCUCCCGGCUUCACAACAAACCGACUUUCAGCCAGACCAUAGUGCUGCUCAACCUGUACCGGAAUCCACAGAACACUGCCCAAACCGCAGACGGAUCACACUGUCACGUGAGCGACGUGGAGGUUCAAGAACACUAUGAUAACUUCUUCGAGGAGGUGUUCACGGAGCUGCAAGAGAAGUAUGGGGAUAUUGAAGAGAUGAACGUGUGCGACAACCUGGGGGACCACCUCGUGGGCAAUGUCUACGUCAAGUUUCGGCGUGAGGAGGAUGCAGAGCGGGCGGUGGCUGAACUCAAUAACCGCUGGUUCAACGGGCAGGCAGUGCAUGCUGAGCUGUCUCCUGUCACCGACUUCCGAGAGUCGUGCUGUCGGCAGUAUGAGAUGGGGGAAUGUACCCGCGGUGGCUUCUGCAACUUCAUGCACCUGCGGCCCAUCUCCCGGAACCUUCGACGUCAGCUGUAUGGGCGAGGACCCAGGCGCAGGUCACCCCCAAGGUGCCAUACUGGUCACCGCCCCCGAGAAAGAAACCGACGACAUUCCCCAGACCACCGGCAUGGCCGCUUCUGAGACCCUGGCUCCCUUGACCUCCACCCUGACAGGCAUAAAUGUUCCUGGCCAGGAUACCUCCUGAAAGCGUCCUUAACUCCCCUUUCCCCCAGGCUCCGGGGCUCCAUGAUGUAAUCCGUUCAACACGGGGACCUUCUCUUACCACCCCUCCCCUAAUAAAGUUCUGUAUUGAGGGCUUAGAACCUGUUA